AUGGGUCUUGACUCUGAGGUCGCUUCCUCUACAAUCUCUGCUGAGCCCGCCUCAUCAACACCCUUAAAAUCAUCAAAAAGCAAACAUUUCUCGGCAAAGCGAUGGAAGCACUUCGUAGCUGGAGGGCUUGGUGGAAUGUGUGGUGCAAUCGUCACCAGUCCAUUCGACGUUGUUAAAACCCGGCUUCAGUCCAGUCUAUUUCUCGAAAAACACUCUGCUGUCAGAAUAGUCGGAAACGGCAAUGCAACGAUAGUCCGUUCAGUAGGAGGAGCGGGUGGUCUGUUGUGGAACUUUGUAGAGACUGGACACAUUCUACGCUCUAUAUACCGAGACGAAUCCCCGCGCGCUCUGUUCAAGGGCCUGGGCCCGACUCUUGUCGGCGUAGUUCCCGCAAGGUCUAUCAAUUUCUUCACAUAUGGCAAUGGAAAACAAAUCAUAGCCCAUCGAUUCAAUCACGGUCAAGAAAACACAUAUGUUCAUCUCUCUGCUGCAGCAAUCGCAGGCGUUGCUACUGGCACUGCUACAAAUCCCAUAUGGGUCGUCAAAACACGUCUCCAACUAGCCUCAGUCGUCAAAGGCAUCGAUGCCGAUGUUGUAGGCGCCAACGGCGGAAAGUACAGCACGAGCUGGCUAAUGAUCAAGAAGAUCAUGCGCGAAGAAGGCAUGCGAGGAUUUUACAAAGGCUUGAGCGCAAGUUAUUUGGGUGUCGCAGAAGGAACGAUUCAGUGGGUUUUGUACGAGAAGUUGAAGAGGCUAUCGGCGGGAAGGGAAGGUGAGGGAGGGCUUCAGGAGUGGUUUGGCAUGCUGGGUAGUGCCGGCACCGCCAAAUGUGUUGCGACAGUUAUUACAUAUCCCCACGAGGUCAUUAGAACGCGACUUCGGCAGCCGAGAGUGGACGGUAUUUUGAAAUACACCGGUCUUAUGCAAACGUUGCGCUUAGUUAUCGCGGAAGAGGGUGCAAAGUCAUUAUAUGGCGGCCUGAGUGCACAUCUGAUGCGUGUCGUGCCAAACGCCGGUGUGAUGUAUGCGAUAUACGAAGGAAUACUGCGAUGGAAUACAUAA
Messenger RNA from Marasmius oreades (fairy-ring Marasmius), 1062 nucleotides. RefSeq lists its product as uncharacterized. Gene Ontology annotation, cellular component: mitochondrion. Lineage: Eukaryota; Fungi; Basidiomycota; Agaricomycetes; Agaricales; Marasmiaceae. Gene Ontology annotation, molecular function: pyrimidine nucleotide transmembrane transporter activity. The coding region runs from base 1 to 1062 and encodes 353 amino acids. Gene Ontology annotation, biological process: pyrimidine nucleotide import into mitochondrion. The transcript is spliced from 4 exons. The record is from RefSeq and is a predicted model, not a curated record.